AUUGCCGGGAAAUCUGCAGCUCAAACGCUACUGUAUUCGCCAAGGAAAUAUUUAUGAGAAAAUUGUUAUUGUGUUAAGAUUAAACACAUUACAGUGUCUCUGGUUGUACAUUGUACCUGUCGGAGCAGUUAUGGACGACUAUGACGAACUUUUCGAGAUAGAGGAUGACUUCGAGGAUCAGUUCGCCGACGAGCUGGAGGCGAUGGCUCAGAUCGAGGACGAAUCCUCUAAGCCUGAGAAACGUCAGAAGCAGAAUCCAGGAGACGACAUUUCUGACAUGCAGCACCUGCUGGAUUCUCAGCCCACCACCCCAAAAGCAAAGCGGCAGAAGCAGGAUGCAGGAGUGGUCAAGCGCCUUUUCAACACAGUGCAGACUCAAGAGAGCAAAGCCCCGUCACAGAAAGAUGACAUCACUCCGCCGUCCUCUCCAGAGCAAUGUGAACCACCUCGCAGGUCUACCCAGUCUGUGUUGGAUAUCAGUGGAUUUGCUUCAAUCCUAGAUUCGCCCAGGCGACCUGCAGCAGCGACGGCAUCGCUGCAUGUGCUGAAGCGGCCUCCCAUCGAGGGAGAGUACGUCAGUGUGACGGACUCUUCAGGGAGUCGAGUCUACCUCAAACAAACAGAAGACACGGCGACAAAGGUUGUGGACUCCAGAUUUGUACCAGAUUUCCAGGGUUCAUUGGGGCUGCUGGCAGUGCCAAUCAAUGCGCUGCGAGAUCAAGAGUCAGAUAGGCGCCACCAGCUGGUUGUGGAAGAGUCUCUGUAUCUUUCAGAAGUGCUUGCCAGCAGUUUGAACGAUGUGCUGGUUGAUCCGGAAGAAGAGGAAGACGAUCCUGAUGACGCAGAGGGCCGAACCUCUCGCCUCUGGGUGGACAGAUUCUCUCCCCGACAGUACACACAGCUGCUCAGUGAUGAUUUUACCAACCGCUGUCUGCUGAAGUGGUUGAAACUUUGGGACACAGUUGUGUUUGGAAGAGAGAGGAAGAUCCGCCCUGUCCGGUCUGAGAAACAGGCUCCCAACGAGAGCUCAUUUAAACCCAAUCAACCCAAUCCGAACCCAAUUCGCUUCAAGACCAAGAUCGAAAUGACGGAGGAGAUACUGGAGGCCGAACUGGACCAGCACAAUCGCCCCAGAUUCAAGGUGGCAUUGCUGUCCGGUCCUCCUGGUUUGGGGAAGACCACCCUGGCUCAUGUCAUAGCAAAGCAUGCUGGGUACAACGUGGUUGAAAUCAAUGCCAGUGACGACCGCAGUGCAGAGGUUUUCCAAAAACGCAUCGACACGGCAACGCAGAUGAAGUCUGUUUUGGGAUCCAAUGAGAAGCCAAACUGCCUCAUUAUUGAUGAGAUCGACGGAGCACCUACGGCUGCUAUCAACAUCCUGUUAGCAGCUCUGCACAGGAAAGACGGACACGGCGGGGAUGCUGGUGCAGAGACGGGGAAGAAAAAAAAGAAGAAGGAGACCAUCCUGCUCCGACCAAUCAUCUGCAUCUGUAACGACCUUUAUACUCCAGCUCUCAGACCUCUCAGGCAGCUGGCCUUCCUCCUGGUGUUCCCUCAGACCCAACCCUCCCGCCUGUCACAGAGACUGUCAGAGAUCUCACGAAAGCAGGGGAUGAAGACGGACACAGCAACUCUGCUGUCGCUGUGUGAGAAGACGGACAACGACAUCAGGUCUUGCAUCAACACGCUGCAGUUCCUCCACGGCCGCGGCCACAAGCGAGUGGACACGAAGACCAUCCAGUGUGUGUCUGUGGGGCAGAAGGACCAGAACAAAGGCCUGUUCCAUCUGUGGCAGGGCAUCUUCCAGCUACAGCGGCCAAAACGGAAACGUAUUGGUCAGGGGUUUGACGAGGCCUCGGGCUCAGGGGAAGGAGCUCAGAGGUUUCAGCACAUUUUAAGUCUGGCUUAUUCAAGCGGAGAGUAUGAGAAGGUUUCUCAGGGUCUGUAUGAUAAUUAUCUGUCGAUGCGUGUGCGGGACCCCAACAUGCAGUGUGUGUGUGAGGGUCUGGAGUGGCUGUCGUUCUCAGACAGGUUGAACCAGGUGAUUCUGCAGGGGCAGAACUUCUCUCUGAUGAGAUAUCUGCCCUUCCUGUCCGUCACCUUCCACUUCCUGUUUGCCAACACACAUGUGCCCCGUAUCAGCUAUCCACACAGCCAGCACGAGGCCUCUUCGCGGCUCCUCGGUAGCAAGAACGCUCUGUCCACCAUGAUGGCCGACAUCCCACCAUGCAUCAGAACGAGGAUCAGCCAGCUCACUCUGUCUCUUGAUAUCCUCACACUGCUCCUCGACAUCAUCUGUCCCAAACUACGGCCUGUGAAUCCGCAGCUGUUCAGCACCAGAGAGAAAGAGCAGAUGCGAGAGCUCAUCAACACAAUGCUGGCAUACAAUCUCUCAUACAGGCAGGACCGCACACCAGAGGGGCAGUACACAUACAUGCUGGAGCCGCGUGUAGAUGAUGUGGUGAGGUUCCCCGGCCUGCCUCCACGUCGCCAGCUGACCUACCAGGCCAAACAAACCAUCAGCAGAGAGAUGGAGCAGGAGAAGAUGAGGAGAGCCGAGCAGCUGAUGCUGCAGAGGAACCCUGUCGUGCACAAACCGGCGGAAAAAAAGGCGGAUGGUCCUCGUCCCAUCAGGAACCAUCAGCAGAGGCUGGAGAACAUCGUUAAGCAGACCACAGUGGAGAUCAGGCCCGAGGUGGAUUUCUUUGGUCGAGUUCUGGCCCCCAAACCUCCGAGACCCCCACCCGUCUCAGAGACAGGUGAGAAGUGUCCGAGUACUUGUAUGGGAAAGGCAGUGGGCGACAGUGACGUCUGGUUCCGGUUCAACGAGGGCAUGUCCAACGCCGUCAGACGAAAUGUCUACAUCAGAGAACUACUGUAACACACACACUGACAAACACACAUUACUGCCUGUAUUUUAUAUGUAAGGGUCUGAAUAAAUCCAAAAUCCAGCUGUUAAAUUCCAAACAGUCUUUAUUUUGAUUGACAGUGUAAAGAGCCAAUAAAAACGAGUUGUUGAA
This is a messenger RNA of Trematomus bernacchii (emerald rockcod), 3020 nucleotides long. It is a transcript of the gene chtf18, whose product is annotated as CTF18, chromosome transmission fidelity factor 18 homolog (S. cerevisiae). Gene Ontology annotation, molecular function: ATP binding; ATP hydrolysis activity. The transcript is spliced from 22 exons. NCBI's taxonomy places the organism in Eukaryota, Metazoa, Chordata, Actinopteri, Perciformes, Nototheniidae. The record is from RefSeq and is a predicted model, not a curated record. Bases 131 to 2881 code for a protein of 916 amino acids.